UUGCAGUGUCCCGAGCUUUGUCGCUGUUUCUACAAGCAGCCAGCCAAUCGCUUGUCUCGCUUUAGGAAGGUGUGUACUUCCGGAAAGGAGUCAAGGUCGAAACAGACCGCGUAUAUCGGGCACCAGAUAUGUUUUGGAGGAGAUUCUCAUACAAAUAAAGGUAUCAUGGAGCCUGCAAUGGAGCUGAUGGAGCAGGAAAUGGGACUGAGAGAAAAGUCCCGUUCCACUGUGCUUGAUGCCAUGAUUGAUUUUACCGGUGGCACCAUAGGUGGCAUUGUGACAGUUUAUGUUGGCCAGCCAUUGGACACCGUCAAAGUGAAGAUGCAAACAUUUCCUACUUUGUAUGGUAAUGCAGUACAGUGUUUCAUUAAGACAUUCAAGCAGGAUGGCAUUGCUCGUGGUCUAUAUGCAGGCACAGUUCCCUCUCUGGCUGCCAAUGUAUCUGAGAAUGCUGUGCUCUUUUGCUUCUAUGGCAUGUGCCAGAAAAUAGUGUCUUUUGUAACAGGCACUCAGUCAGUGGAGGUCAUGAGUCCACUAGAAAAUGCGGUUUCGGGUGGAAUGGCUGCAUUUUUCUCAUCAUUUGCCCUUUGCCCAACAGAACUGAUUAAAUGUCGUCUGCAGGCUAUGCGUGAGAUGGCUACUAGAGGGCAGCAGGAAGGUGGACUGGAAAGGCUGAAAAUAGGGCCAUUUGGUUUGACAAGAGAGAUUUUGAAAAGUGAGGGCAUUCUGGGCCUUUACAAGGGCCUCACCAGCACCUUCAUGCGUGAAAUGCCUGGCUACUUUUUUUUCUUUGGAGGCUAUGAGAUCAGCAGGCAUCUUCUAACCCCUGCUGGAAAAAAGAAGGAUGAAAUUGGCGCACUAAGAACUGUGGUCUGUGGUGGCAUAGGAGGUGUGUCCCUCUGGGUUGCUAUAUUUCCAGCAGAUGUCUGCAAGUCCCGUAUACAAGUACAGUCAGUAGCUGGAACUAAGCCACCAACAUUCCUGCAAAUGUUCUUUGGCAUUCUUCGAAAUGAAGGGAUUGGAGCAUUAUACAAAGGACUGGGUCCAACAGUUGUUCGAACAUUUCCUGCUACAGGUGCUCUUUUUCUUGCAUAUGAGACAACCAAGAAAUAUGGCAACAGUCUUGCUGACUAUCUAUCAGGAGGAUAAUUUCUAAGAGUGAAGGACAGAUCCAGAGAAAGAGUAUGCGUGUGAGAGUGUGUGUGUGCAUGUGCCAUUACAUCAGAGAAACACAUGUCCAGGACAUUUCGUUACAGAAGAAUUUGAAAUGCUUAGAAUCAUGCUACUUUAUAUUCUGAGAGAAAUUUUCAGUCAAUGAAACUGUAUUUUGCUUUUUCAUUGAACUGAGGUGUAAAAAAAGACUGAAGAGACACAUAUUAUAUUACAGGCUGAAUGAAAAAAAACAAACAAACAAACAAACAAAAAAAC
Molecule: messenger RNA, 1428 nt
Organism: Pomacea canaliculata
Lineage: Eukaryota; Metazoa; Mollusca; Gastropoda; Architaenioglossa; Ampullariidae
Product: mitochondrial ornithine transporter 1-like
Exons: 8
Coding region: 166-1149 (327 amino acids)
Biological process (GO): mitochondrial L-ornithine transmembrane transport
Molecular function (GO): L-ornithine transmembrane transporter activity
Source: RefSeq, a predicted model, not a curated record